This is a messenger RNA of Crotalus tigris (Tiger rattlesnake), 1392 nucleotides long. RefSeq names its product multidrug and toxin extrusion protein 2-like. Gene Ontology annotation, biological process: transmembrane transport. The transcript is spliced from 10 exons. Gene Ontology annotation, molecular function: xenobiotic transmembrane transporter activity; antiporter activity. Bases 101 to 1054 code for a protein of 317 amino acids. The record is from RefSeq and is a predicted model, not a curated record. Lineage: Eukaryota; Metazoa; Chordata; Lepidosauria; Squamata; Viperidae. Gene Ontology annotation, cellular component: membrane.
AGCCUGGGCCAACACCCUUUCACAGAAUCUGCAAGCGUUUCUCCUCUUCCUCUUCAUCUGGUGGAGAAAGAUCCACAAGGAGACCUGGGGAGGCUGGACGAUGGACUGUCUGCAGGAAUGGGGUCCCUUCGUCCGGCUGGCCCUGCCCAGCAUGUUUAUGAUCUGCAUUGAGUGGUGGACUUUUGAGAUUGGCAGCUUCCUCGCAGGAUUAAUGAGUACGGUUGAAUUAGGGGCUCAAUCCAUCAUCUACGAACUGUCGACCAUCGCGUAUCUGCUGCCACAGGGGAUGAGCGUGGCUUCCAGUGUCCGCGUGGGUAACGCCUUAGGCGCCGGAGAUGUUGACCAGGCUAAGAGGUCAUGCAUUAUGGCCCUCCUUUGCACCGGGGUUCUUGCGGUGGUUUUCGCUGGGCUGCUGGCAGCUGUGAAGGACGUGGUGGCCUACAUCUUCACCAACGACCUAGAGAUCGUGUCUUUGGUGUCCAAAGUGAUGCUAAUCUUUUCCCCUUUUCACCUGUUCGAUGCCACCGCGGCCACUUGCGGAGGUGUGCUGAGGGGUGCCGGCAAGCAGAAAAUUGGCGCCAUCGCCAACGCGGUAGGCUACUACGUCAUCGGAUUGCCCAUCGGGAUUACGCUGAUGUUCGUGUACAAGCUUGGUGUAAUGGGCCUGUGGACCGGUUUGAUCGUUUGCAUCUCUCUGCAAGCGGCAUCUUUUUUGCUUGUCGUCUUGCGCAUGAACUGGAAAAAAGCCGCCGAAGAGGCCCAGAUCCGAGCUGGAUUAACAGACCGACUAGGAAGUCCUCAGCAGUCUUCCGGUGCGGAUUAUCUUGUGAUGAAUCUGGAGGUGCCCAACGGAGAUACCCUCAGUUGUCUUGUCCACCAGGGCGAAAACUUAGCGGACCAUCAGCCCAUUCCCAGCGAACAGAUGCCCCCAUUCAUGGUUUCCCCAAUGCCAGGGGCCUUAUCCUGCAGGCAACUUGUUUUCCGGCGUGGACUGGCACUGCUGUUAGCAGUCGCCAUCUUGAUUUUGGGGAUUGUCAUCCAUCUCCUUCUCUGAGAACGGCGGAGCUGUGCAGCACGGGAGGACCAGACAAGGCAGCCAAUUCGAAUGGGCGUCCUGCUCACUCAUCAGCGUUCAUCCCAGAGGAUCUAAGAGUGACUCAGCCUUGGAUCUGAUCUCCAAAGAUAGUUGCUCCUCUACGAUCAGCCUGGACCAAUGAUGGGGUCACCCAUUUGAUGUUGUUAAGGGAUGGAAAGACUUAACUCACCUUUCAAGGCGUUUGGAAAAUCACAUUGGAAUAAAUCCAGGUGUUUAAUUUUUUUCAAAAAAAAAAAAUUGGUGUUUUCUAUUUUAACCUUUUUUGAAUAAAAUAAAAAUAGAUAUUAAAAAGGAAA